Mesocestoides corti is the source of this 999-nucleotide messenger RNA. The record is from the annotation of a GenBank genome assembly. Lineage: Eukaryota; Metazoa; Platyhelminthes; Cestoda; Cyclophyllidea; Mesocestoididae.
GGCAACUGCGGAUUGCUUUACAGAAUCCCACCCGCAAAUCUUAUGCAACUUUUUCCUGCGUUGAAUAAACACUUUCCAGAACUUUUUGGGUUUGAAUCGCCAGAGCGCUUAUUUCCACUAAUCAUUGAACUUGAUUCAAGUGUAUGCUUUCCUUUCCACAAUUCUCGAAAUUUUAAGAAUAUUUUUUGUUCAUAUUUAGCCAUCUUUAUUGCUUUUGGUGGCAUGCAAGGUAUCUCUCGUGGAAAGUGGUUGCGCGUUUUCUUGAAGUGCACGGCCUUUAUAGACGAAAUCUUCGGUCAUUACUAUAACCAGGAGUAUAUAUGCUGUGCAGCGAAUCGGUUUAUGGGAUCUACCAGGUCCCCCUGGACAAAUGCUUUUUAUCCUCCUGUGCCCGAUGCCCCCAUGCCCAACCACCAGCAUAGAAACCUUGAGAAGUUACUCAAUACAGCCUUUUUGCACUAUGUUAAGUCCUAUUAUCCUGCCUAUACAACUACUUCCGUCUACUGCCUUGGGAAAAAAGGUGGUGUCCUGGUGUGUGCUUUAGUCAAAUCUCCAUUGGUUGAAAUUGUCUACUUGAUUGAUAUCAGUGUACGUUUUUUUCUGUAUGCAUUCAGCAGCUUUAUUUUAAGGCAAAUGGGUGAGAAGCCGGUUAUUCGAAUGGCCAGCUAUUGUCUUUCAGCCGCCUAUUCAAUAAAACUGAAGGGAGAUCAGUAUCAAACCAACGGGCUAAGUGACAUUUGUUUCAGCUUUUACGAUCACCGAAAUUUAUCCGAUGACUUGAAACUUUCUGCCAACAUUAAUCAAUCUCAUGUUGGGAACAUUGGUUGUUUGAUCGAAGAUGUCGAUAGUGGAGUCUUCGCAAAACUUAAAGCGGUAUUUCCAAUGCAAAUUAAACGGAUACUCCAGAGCCUUCGUGUAGACGGUUCUUUGGAUCCACCCAAGUCCAUCGCUUUCACGGAGGAGCUUACCGCCGCGCUAAUGUGUCGCACAGACAUGUGA